Messenger RNA from Patiria miniata (bat star), 10318 nucleotides. RefSeq names its product FH1/FH2 domain-containing protein 3-like. Bases 89 to 5140 code for a protein of 1683 amino acids. The record is from RefSeq and is a predicted model, not a curated record. NCBI's taxonomy places the organism in Eukaryota, Metazoa, Echinodermata, Asteroidea, Valvatida, Asterinidae. Gene Ontology annotation, molecular function: actin filament binding. Gene Ontology annotation, biological process: cortical actin cytoskeleton organization; actin filament network formation. Gene Ontology annotation, cellular component: cytoskeleton; cytoplasm. The transcript has 35 exons.
GCAUACAGGGUACCGGCGCGCGUACGGUACAUACAGCAUGCAUGCAAUGCGUAUUCAGUAGUGCAUAGAUCUUGGUUGGGAGAGUAAGAUGGCGUUUACGUGUAGGGUCCAGUACUUGGACGAUACAGACCCUUUCGCCAGCACAGUGUUCCCCGAGCCUACACGGCCCCCUUCCUUCACAUUCAACGAGUAUUUGCCGCUACUAGACCAGCUGCAAGCCGUCCACAAGUUUCUGAGAGCGCCGCAUAAAGUUGAAGACUGUACACUCCAGCUAUCCCACAAUGGAUAUUACCUAGACCUGGAAUCCUCCAUUGAUGAACAGAAAGACGACUUUGAAAAUUUCAACAAAGAACGCAAGCAUUCUGUAAUACUUCGAUCCCAACUCUCAGUUCGUGUGCAUGGCUGCAUUGAGAAACUGCUCAACUCAACAGGACGAGAACUCAGGAGGGCGCUGUUUUCACUCAAGCAAAUAUUUCAGGAUGACAAGGAUUUGGUGCAUGAGUUUGUCAGUGCAGACGGGCUGGCCUGUCUCAUUAAGGUGGGAACGGAUGCUGACCAGAACUACCAGAACUACAUCCUUAGAGCUCUUGGUCAGAUCAUGCUGUAUGUGGAUGGGAUGAAUGGAGUCAUUGAUCACACAGACACCGUCCAAUGGCUCUACUCAUUACUGGCAUCAAAGUAUCGUCUGGUAGUCAAGACAUCACUGAAGCUGCUACUGGUCUUUGUGGAGUACACAGACACAAAUGCUACAGUUCUGUAUCAAGCAACGUGUGUAGUCGACAAAGAACAAGGCAAGUCAACAUGGAGCAAUGUGAUGGAACUCCUGAAGGACGAGGGCCAAGAUUCAGAGGUCCUCCUGUAUGCCAUGUCACUCAUCAACAAGACUCUGAAUAGCAUACCAGACCAGGACACCUUUUAUGACAUCACAGACUCCCUAGAGCAGCAAGAAAUAGAGGAGGCCACUAAGAAGCUGAUGAGCUGCAAGGGAACCGACCUAGACCUGGUGGAACAGUUCAAGUCGUAUGAGUACGCACUCAAGCAAGAAGACGGCGACAUUGACAUCCCUGUAGAGCGUAAGCACAACCUGCGUAAGCACCGGCGCAGCGCUGAGCUGGUGGACAGGAAGAGUCUCCGUCGGUCCCUGAAGCCAACGGCCGAGUACAGCGUGGACAAGAGAGAGUUGAGACGAUCCCUGGAUCUGGGGACCAGCCUGUCACCGGAUGAUGCGAGGAGGAUCAACGACAGCAGUAGGAGAAGGGAGAACAGGAGGAAUCGGGCCAGGUUAUCCAUGGACAACGCGGGCCACUCGGACUCCCCGAGCACGGAGAAAACCGUCCAGGAAAUGCUGGAGGAGCGGAGAAUGCGACGGAGAGCCGGGGAGCAAGAUGGAUCAAGCCGGGAAGACACGUCAGCUCCGACAACAGACAUGAGCGCCUCAGAGUACAGUAGCAUCUAUGACUUGUCAUUGGACGACGAUGUGUUUGGCGAGGUCAAAUCUGACCAACCAGCAGCCAGUACUGAAGACACCACGCGGCCUGCGGAGCCAUCAAUAAGACCUCCGAGAUCAGAACCGAAGGACGCGAGCCCAGCCCGUCAACCUAGUGACACCCCUCUCUCUGCUCGCUGGAUUGACCGGUAUAACUCCAAAUACGGUACAGUUCUCAGCGAUGAAAAAGAUAAGAAACCUUUCAAGAAAGAGACAGCAGAAGCCAAGUCUGAUGGCCAUGACAUGCUGCCGUCCAGAACGAGACCCAUCGAUACCUCAACCAUGCCCACCAGAACGCAACCAAGCAUAGACACCACGCCAAGUAGGGUCAGACAUUCUGAAGAAGACGCCAGGACGCGAGCGCGGUCCGCGGAAGGUGACGACACCCCUGCAAGAAAGCAUCACGGAAGAGAGACAUCCUCAGAAACUCCUUCCUCAGUCACACCUCCCACUAACACAACCACUCCUGCUGAGACGGAUUACGUCACAGAGAGGAGGCGUAGGAGGAGAGAGAGAGAAGCCCAGCGGGCAGCAGAGGCCGAGGCUGCCGAAAAGCUAACAGCAACCUUACCAAGGAACUUCAAACCUGCAGAUUCUAGCACACCACUGACCACCACAGAAUAUGUGUCCCAUCGGAGAAGAAAUAAAGAUGACAAACCGGAAGAAACAGUUUCAACUACAGUUACAGCCAGUAAACCAGCGGAGGUGACCUCACCACCGGCCCUGGAGAAUGGAGAAGUCAGUUGCCACAGGAGGCGACGCCGUCGCUUGUCAUCAAAAGCCGACACGGAGAACCAGGAACCCAAAGCUGAUGAGGAAGAAGUCAAAGCACUCUUACCUCCUGAUUAUCUGUCGAGCGGCAUCGCAGCCCGGCGGAAACUCCGGCAAGAGCAACGUGAACAAGAAAUGAGGGAGGAAGCCGAAAGACAACGUGAGGCAGAAACCAGCCAGAGACCGGUACCCGUCAUCCUGGAGCCAACCUCAUCGUUCAGUGAGGAGGAGAAUAAAGGUCGGGGGUCAACACAAGAGGUCACCGGGUUGACCAAUGGUGACUCUUCAGGUCUAGAUGCUGUCACAUCUGAGGCUUCCAGAACAUCAAGUCCAGAAAGGAGCGCAACAUCGGAUGAUACGGUCCUUGAGAAGACAGCGGCACCUGCCAAAAUCAGCAAUCAUGUUGAACCCCCGUCAGAAAAACCUCUGCCAUCAGUGGACUCUCCAGAGAAACAAGCCUCAAAGGCAGACAAAGCGCCACUGAGUCUGAAAAUUGACAGGGAGGGGGCGGAGACUUCCAAAGAAGGGGGCGACGUAGUUGGAAAGACAGAGGAGGAUACUCAGAAGGGGCAUCAGGAGCCUCCAAUGAGUGCCGGACUCACCAACAACAAGCGCUACCAACUGGAGAUGAUGUACGCCAACCGCAACAGCCUGGAUGAGCCAGCAUUGGGAAGUCCCUCAAGAAAGAUCUCUACCAGCCUGGAGAAUCAUGAAUCCAUCACGAACAGGAUAGACAAGCUGAAUAAGAAGCCUGAUGAGGAGGAGGAUGAGGGGCUGACGAUGGUAGCUCCUAGGAACAUGGGGGUGACAGAAGGGACUGUGCAAUCAGUGCAAGAGAAGCUGCAAUCCCCUCAAGGGGCAACCACGUCACAGGAAGACCAAAAAGAGACUGGACCUAAGGGGGACAAGACAGGUGCCAUCAACCUUGCCAAGCAAGGCCUGAAAUCCGUCAACAUACCCCUGAAACAGCCCGGGGCCAGUGUGCCUGGCAAAGCAGCCGCAGUUAGCCCAGAGGUCCAGCAAGAAGCCCAGUGGCAAGAGCUGCUGCGACAGAAUAACCGGGAGCUUCGCAUCAGCGGCUGGGACUUCACUGACUUGUCAACCAAGGAUGACAAGAAUGUCUUCAUGGUGACCAACACGUUUGGAGGAGGAGGGGUUGUGCCACCACCUCCCCCGCCACCAAUGGGCGGGAUGAUUAUCCCACCUCCCCCUGCCCCACCCGCCCCACCCAUGGCACCGGGACAUUAUGGAACCCUUCCCCCACCCCCUCCACCCUUGUCAACGGCCAUGACAACAAUCAGUGAUGGUUACAAUACCUAUCCACCCAAGAAGAAGAAGACGGUACGGUUGUUCUGGAAGGAGACUCGACUGGACAGGCUGUCCAUGUACGGCAGGAACGACCCCAAGGAAACCAUUUGGGGAGGACUAGGGGAGGUUAAGAUCGACAAGAGGAAACUGGAGCAUCUCUUUGAGUCCAAGGCCAAGGAAAUCCUCCAGAAGGAUCAGAAAAUCCUGGAGGCUGGCAAGAAGCAUGUGAUAUCUGUCUUGGAUGCCAAGCGUUCUAAUCACAUCAACAUUGCCCUGACGGCCCUGCCUCAUCCCAGUACCAUCAAGCAGGCGAUUAUGAAGAUGGACGGCACGGCGGUCAACAAGGAAGGAAUUGAGAAACUGUUGACGAUGGUCCCAACAGAGGAGGAGUCCAACCUGAUCAAGGAAUCCACCAUGUUGAAUCCUGACAUCCCGCUGGGCUCGGCCGAGCAGUUCCUGCACAUGCUGUCCAACAUCACCGUGCUCAAGGCACGACUCAAUCUCUGGCUCUUCAAGAUGGACUACGAGUCGCUGGAGGAGGAAGUCGCUGAACCCCUGGCUGAACUCAAGAAGGGCAUCGAAGACCUCAAGAACAACAAAACAUUCCGCCACAUCUUGUCCAUGCUGCUUGCCGUGGGGAACUUUCUCAAUGGUGCUCAGGUGCAAGGCUUCCACAUAGACUACCUUGCCAAGGUGCCCGACAUCAAGGACACUGUUCACAAGCAGUCCCUGCUCUACCAUCUAUGCGGCAUGGUCAUUGAACAGUUCCCAGACAGCACCGAUCUCUUCUCAGAGCUGGCCUCCAUCAGUAGAUGUGCAAAGGUUGACUUUGAAGUGCUUGAGACGAACCUUCAGAAAAUGGAGGAGCAGUGCAAAGCAUCAUGGGAACAUCUACGCAUCAUCAACAAACACGACAGCCAUUCGCACUUAAAGAGCAAAUUACAAGAUUUUCUAUCGGAUUGUAACCAGAGAAUCAUAGUUCUAAAAAUAGUACAUAGACGAGUCCUUAAUAGGUUUAAUGAACUACUUCUCUUCCUGGGCAUGACUGCCUCGGCAGCCCGGGAGCUGAAGAUUACCGAGUUCUGUAAGAUUAUGAGCGAGUUUGCCUUAGAGUAUCGUACCACGCGGGAGCGGGUGCUGGAACAGGAGAAGAAGAAAGCCAACCAUCGCAAGCGGGCAAUGACUAGGGGGAAGAUGAUCACUGAGAAUCUGACCCUUAGUCAAGACAAGGAGGAGGAUGCCAAACUGAAGGCUCUCCUCAAGAACCACGUUGGCAGCACCGCACCGGGUGAUGAAGCUCUCAGGACUCGCACACGCAAUAAGCCCAAUCUGGGCACGAGUGCCAGCACAUCCAACAUGGAGGACGUUGGGGACGAACAAACGGACGAAAUGCUUCAAAUUCUUGUCAACACGGCCAAGAACACCAGGACGCGUAAUACGCCGAGGGAGAGAAAACGUGGUGGACGGACGAACCGCAAAUCACUACGGCGGACGCUAAAGGGUGGUACUGGUUUGACAGAGGCGGAGAGUCGUGCUCUGGGUCUACACCCAUCUUCCAAGACAGUUCACAUCUGAAGACCCAGCGGAGAGACUUGACCAUCGAGGCCAAUUCCCUGCAUCGAAAGAAAAACCAAAUCGUAAAUAUAACUUAACAGUACAUCCUCUUAAAGGGGUGGAUUCAGUACUGUUGAUGCUCACUGCCAUACCGGGGCAACGCCUGCCCUCAAGAGGGUAGAAUUGGUCACUCAUAAAGUCUGGAAUCCUGACAACGUUAACACCAGGGCUGUUUGGGAUGUUGCUGGUCACCAAACUUUCCGCAAGGAAAAUAUCUACCAUCUUAGGAAUAGUUUGAAAGGAGAAUCACACAGGAACGGGUAGUGCCUUAUUAAAACAAUAUAUGCAUAAACACAAAUUAAUAAACAUAAAUUUCUGCGCAAAUCUGUGAAUGCCAAAAAAAUGACAUAAGUAUUUUUAUUGCCUUCUUUAUUGCAUUUCUCCCUGUAGAGAAUAUUUUACUAUGUCUACUAUACCGGUAGUAACAUUUUACUGUAACUUUUUUUUUCCUUUCACCCAGUCAGUGGAAAACGACAUUUUACUUAGAAUUUUUAAAUAUAUCAUAUAAAAUAAAUUGAAAAUGGCAUUUAUGUAUCUGCUGUCACGCUAAACAAGCAUUUUUAGCCAAUAAGGGCUUCACGUGGGAUACUUUCAGUUACCGAUGAAUUGUACCGGAAUGCUACAUUUAAGUCAUUGUUUCCUCAAAAUUCUCCUUUUCUGCUUAAAAACAUGAAUACUUAAAAUUUGCGUUGAAUAAAAAUGAAACAUCUGACAUGAAAACCUGAACUAUCAAGAUUCAACAAGCCUGACAAAUAAUAUAUUUAAACCAAAUUGCAGACAAAUUUAAUGCCACAUACAUGUAUGCAGUGCCAAAAAGUCACUCAGUUAAUGUUUUCAACUGCCCCACAUUUUGAGUAAUCAAUCUUCAUACAAAGAAUAAAUCAAGACUUUACCCAGAUGUUGAGAUCCAGUUGUCAUGAUUAACUGGGAACAAACUGGUCAUCUGAUCAGAUCAAAGGAAGAUUUGUUUUUUGAGAAUGGUCGUUGAAACAUAAAAAGGUGUUAUUUACUUUUGUGCGUGGGCAGUAACUUAGCAGUGUGGGAUUAUUUUUUGUCUUAUCAAGUUCCAUCUCAUGAAUAUGGCCAUCAUUCUGAUCCGUCAGAUAUGUCUGAAUCCAAUUCCUAUGUUGAGCUUCCCAGUGAGCUACAUGUGGCUACUAGCACAAGCUAAUUUUAAUUACUUUCAAAUGAACUUAAUUUAACUAAAAACUAAUGUAAAAUAUAAAUGUCAUUUUUACUGUUCGUGUAUAUAAGAAACGAUUUUUACUGUGUUCGUUAUUAUCAAAUUGUACAUGACAAUCUCAUGCAUCCGUAUCUUCCCAAAUAAUUAUUUUUUAAUGAUUUUUAGAGGCGAAUCAAACAAGCAUUUGUGGUCACAUUUUUGUAUAUUUCUUUUUUAAAGAGUGUUUGUCGUUUUGAAUUCACGUUUCGUUUUAUCGAAAUGUUCUGCCCACAGGCAUGUUUUGACAAACAAGUAGCAAAUAAUCCCUAUAUGAGAGUAUCACUUUCCUGUGGAUUCAAUUUGUCACAAUAAUUUUGACAAUGUGCCACGGAUGAAUCUGCCUUUCGUUUCACUUCAAACAAUCAACAGAAAGUAUCUCUCGGUGUCGGCGAUUCAACGCGAGAUGUUGACGGCUCGAAAGCCUUUUUAAUCGUUCACACAAAAACUCCGAAUAGGAACAAAGAUCCGCAGACACAAAAAGUACGAUAGAGUUACUUGAAUGAUUGCGAAAGGUAUUACAAAAAAAAUACACCUCAUUGUACUGCAUGUGUUGUAUGACGUCAAUGAGCCAGCUCCUUGUAAGGGAUGGAUUUUGCAUGACAUGGAUUGUCAGGGGCUGGGUAUUAUACUCAUUGUUGGGGUCUAUGCCGUGUGGGUGGGGUGGGUGAAUCGAUAAUCCAGCUAAGCCCCCUCAGGUAUUCUGGGUUCAGUUAAGUGCAUUCUGCUGUACCGGCCAGUACCAACGAGGAGUUGUGUUUUGCCAGCCAGUGCAAUGAGGAGUUUUCUUUCCUGCCGGCCACAAUCGAAGUGGUGGGAUGACUAAGUUCAGAUUUGGCCAAUUAAAGGGGGCAGAACGGUCAGACAACUUCGUGUUAUUCAACUGGAAGGUCCAAGUAUUGUAUAAAUCUUGGCGCAGUGUAACAACAAUAUGCUACAUGUAUCAACUUGAUGAAUGCCUUUGACAAAGGUUCAGCCAGGAUAAAAAUACAAUGUAUUAGUAUUUGACACUCUAUUUUUUUUUUUCUUUAUGAACAAACAUAAGAGUACGCACUUAUGACGUUAUUGUCUGCAAACCUGUUUUGGGUUUGUUUUUUUUAAUCCAGUGAAUUUACACAUUUAGCAAAUACAUAAUUUUUUCAGUGUUCAAAGAUAUUGUGUAUUGAAUAUAUGUCCUUUUCAAUAAUUCUAUUGACUUUCAUCUGUGUCUAAAAAAUAUUCGGCUUUUUUUUUGCAUGUUACUUGCACACCCCAUGAUGUUCAAUCACAUCUUGCCCUCGAUUUAGCUGAAAAUAGUGCUUACCACAUGUCUGUGCUUAGCAAAAACAACCGGGAACCAGUUACAAACAAUAUUAACCCAUGGCCUUUCAGUUGGUAACCUGUUUUUGCUGAGCAAGGUAUUCUGUGCUUAACAGAAUUUUGUGUAUGGCGGCGCCUAGAAAAUUGCCCCACGAUCUAUGCUUGAGUGUAUCGGUGAAUUUAUUAUAUUGUUUACUCAGUGAUGUUUAGUAAGUUUGGUUUUUCACCCUGACACCCCUGGCCCUGACUAAAUCUUGGUUUCCCGUUUACUGCCGUCCCUGGUCACCCCUCUUCAAAACUUGUGAUCUGUCUUUGUGAAAAAAAAUCUGCCUUUGUAAGAAAAAAAAGUACAGAAAGUGAAGUUCACAGCUGUAUGUCUGUGAUUUAGUACCAAAAUAUGUACAGAUGUGGAGCAGCAUCUGAAAAUUUGCUCAAAACCUCAAUAUUUAUCGGCACACUAAAAACCACCAGGGAAAAACUUAUUUCUAACCUAAAUUGCGUUAAACAGUUUGAAAUUUUAAAGACGUGGUUUGAAAUUAGUUCUACACAGUAUAUAGAUCAGCAGUUGUGUUAUUUAUUUGUGCACUUUCAUGUCAACGCCCAUAAAGCAUAUAAUUGUUUUGUAUGUUGGCAUACUGGAGCAGGUUCUUCACAAUAUUGCAUAGGAGAUGAUAUUUUUGUUGCUAGAUUUUAAUAUAUUCAUAAAUGAACAGCAUUCACUGCUGACGGUGUCUUCAGAGGCGGUCAUUUUAAGUGCCUCCCCAAUUGUAAAUGAUUUUGCUGUGAUUUUGUUGUAAGUGUAUAUGUCGGGGAAACUAAAUAAGUCACAAAACUUGGCUGAAACUGCACUGCCUUGGUUGAGAUGUAGGAACGAAAACUGGCCAAGAACUACAUGUAUGUUAAUUAAUAUUUGCAGGUAUUAUUAGUGUCCUGAAUAUAUGUUUUAGAUGCUUUAUUACUGCGUGAUUAUUACUGUAACUGAGACUACACCCAACAAUUUGGUGGGGUUUUUUUUACCAUUUUUAGUUGAUUUUUAGGUAUUACUUGCAUUUUUGGUUUGCCAAUAUAUGUUUUUAAAUACCAUGUGUAACAAUGUAAUGGGCCGAUUUUUUUAUUGAGGCAAAUUGCGUUCGGGUUAGAUUUGACUCAUCUAGGCCUAUACAAUGCACAAAAUGUCAGAAAACCAAUAGUUUCACUAGUAGUAUACCUACGUUGUAAUCAUGAGAGUUUAAUAGAUUUGUCCACAAUUUUCGCCCACGGCACUGGUAUAUCUACUAGGAUAUCUCAUCGACAUAUAACCUUGGUACAUCUGGGAGUAAUUAAGUUUUGCCACAAAAAAGUCACAAAAUCUCCGCAUUUACACUGAUUUCUUGUCAACACUGCUUUUUCCCCCUAUGUGUUCAGAAAGCAUGCAGCCUUGUCGUCCACUCAAUGCCACACUCAAUCAGUGCGCGUUGUGUCCUAAUAACUGUCCCUGACUGACUUUUCCGAGGUGAAAUGAAUUGUGACAAUAGCGCACAUCAGAAUUGUAAGAAUUGCACGUGGCAAUGUGAUAGUGAUGCAUGGGGCUUUUAGUCGAAAUGAGAAACCUUAUUUUGUGUAGAGAGAUAUGGGUGUCUAGUCUGUGCUCGGACACUGUUAUGGAACUGAUUUGUAAUAUCGUUCGGGGUACUGCGUGCUGGUUGUAUCAACUGUAACAAUGGGUGCAUAAGUUGUACGCAAACAAGUGGGAGGAAUGUUAUUGUGUCUACUUUGGAAUUCUAAUUCGGAUUUACGAACGUGUUUUUCUUCAGCUGCGUGUAGUGCUGAUACCAUUCUGUGUAUUAGUAUGCUGCUGAGAAAUCGCAUUUAAAACGGUGCCUAUAAUGAAUGACAACUGUAACAAAAUUCGAGUACAGAAAGAAAAUUCAAAUACAAAUUUACUUUAGAUCUGAUAUUUAUACCAUUUUUUGGCAUUUUAUCCAAAUUGGAGAACUGGUCACAGCUUUUUAAUGUGAAUAAUUGUACAAGUAUUUUUGAUACCAACCAAUUCACCAAUGCUUUCGAUUUCAAGUUUUAUGAACUGGAAUGUGUGUUUUUAAUACUGAAUUGUAAUGUGCCUGUACCUUUUACAGAAAGUGACAUGUAAUGUAUUUUGGAAGACGUGAUGUUUAUUAAUGACUGAUUAUGCAAAUGUAGUGUGCAAUUUGUAGUAAUUCUCAUUCGCAGUACAGGCUAUGCAUCUUUACUUUAAGCAGAAUUCUGAACAAAAGGGCCACACUAAAUCUAAGUCAUAGUAUACAAAAUCUGGUGUUAGUUAUGUAGAAGCCAUUGUAUGUUAAGCAUUAUGUAAAUUUUGCGGCAUCAUGCAUCCUCAUCCAUGCAGGAGAAAGUAUUAAUUUUCUUGUAAUAUAAUGUAUUUUUUUUGUUCAAUAUGAUUGGAUACGGGGUUCCGUGCCCGCAGCUUGUACAAGUUGAUUGCCUGUAUAAUGUUUAGAUGAUGCGUAUAGUGUGUGAUCCGAAUAAGCUUAAUUUUGUUAAAUUUAUUGCACUUGCCAUAUCUUUAUUCUUUUGUGUAAUAGCUUUCAUCGUUGUGCCGGGAAAAAAAAGUAUACGCACGGUAUAAGGGAGAGCACAUUGAA